Messenger RNA from Onychostoma macrolepis, 2266 nucleotides. RefSeq names its product carcinoembryonic antigen-related cell adhesion molecule 1-like. The transcript is spliced from 6 exons. The coding region runs from base 652 to 1509 and encodes 285 amino acids. Lineage: Eukaryota; Metazoa; Chordata; Actinopteri; Cypriniformes; Cyprinidae. The record is from RefSeq and is a predicted model, not a curated record.
UGUGACAUGUGUGUGUAGAGAGGGGGUGAGUAGCGGGAAUGCUCACUUUUCUACUGACCGUUCUAGAUCUCUUCUCAGUUGUUUUUAAUCAUGCAGUUGUUUGUUACGUCGUUACAAUAGAUAUUGAAAAGGAUUGCAACGGACGAGAACGCGUGGAUUUAUUUCCUUCAGUUUAGCCUCUCAGCGGCUGCAGGCUGUCGCUACAAUCGGCAGGGAUGUUCAUAAUCACUCUACCUGGAUAACCAUGUGGAGGCUCUCAGGUUACUUUCACUUGAGCUAGUGUGACAAUUGUGUCGCCUACAGACCAGAACAUGUUGCAUUCAUUUUUCAUAUUCAUUUUCUCAGGGGAAAAAAGGGGGAAAAUGAAUCUUCUCUUUAUUUUGCUCUUGGUGAUCUUGUUUUUACUCGACCAUGGUAAGACUUUGUGUGAUGUUGCACAGAUUUUUGCAUGAGUAUAGGCACAGUUAGUGAUGGGAAUAUUAUUAGGCUAUUAGUAGUGUGGAGAUUAUAGGUUGACAACCGCACGGUCACGUACUUCGAUGGGUCGAAUCAGCCCAGGUCAGUUUCAGUGGCGUGAUCAACUUGGGUAAAGUUGGUUUUAUAUUCGCACAUUCGGACUUCUGCAUUCAAGUACUUUGUUAACCACACUACAUGGACAUUCAGCGGACAUUCGCAAGGGUGUCUGGUGUUUUUACAGACAGUGUGUCAGUGUCAAUAAAGGAGGGAGAUUCAGUCACACUAAACACUGAUGUACAAACAAACCAACAAGAAGAGAUUAGAUGGCAUUUUAAUGACAAUCUCAUCGCUAAAAUAAAUGGAUAUAUCAGUUAUAUCUGUACAGAUGUCCAGUGUAAUGAAGAUAGUGAGAGAUUCAGAGACAGACUGAAGCUGGACAAUCAGACUGGAUCUCUGACCAUCACAAAUGUCACAACCUCAGACUCUGGUGAAUAUAAAGUAAUGAUCUUCAGCAACGGUGAAAAGAUCUUCAGUGUUUCUGUCACUGGUUUUCCUGCUUCUGAACUAGUGAAGAAACGUGAGGGAGAAUCGGUCACUUUACAUCCUGAUGAAAUUAAAAAUCCAAAUUAUGUGAUGAGAUGGUAUUUUAAUGACACUGUCAUCACUGAAAUCACUAGAGAUCAGAGUAAGAUCUGUACAGAUAUUCAGUAUAAUGAAGGUACUGAGAGAUUCAGAGACAGACUGCAGCUGGAUCAUCAGACUGGAUCUCUGACCAUCACAGACACCAGAACCACAGAUUCUGGAGAUUAUAAACUACAGAUCAUCAGCAGAAACAGCAGCUUCAGUAUCACCAGAAUGAACAUAUUCAGUGUUUCUGUCACUGAUUCAGGUCUGUCUUCAGCUGCUGUAGCAGGAAUAGUUAUUGUUGUUCUGCUGGCUGCUGCUGCUGUAGCUGCUGGUGUGGUUUACUGUCGCAGCAGGAGCCAUACAGCAGUACCACCGAAUGACAAUGAUCCAAAUAUCAUUCCUUUGAGGGAAAUGGAGGGCUCUUAAAUCAGACUCAGCUCGAGGCUGCCCAUAAAACAAUAUCCAGCCUGUUUCCAGUCCAGAUGGUGGAUCAACACCUAGAAGACCACAACAGCUCUGAAUGUCAGUGGAGACCAUAUCAACUGUAGAGGUGCCCCACAGACAGAUCCCCUGCAAAGACCUCUUCACCUCAGCCAUCAGCACAACUGAACUGAGCCGGAGGAUGACAUCACUGAAUCAACGAUGAACUGACUUUAACUGAGAAACUGACUGUUUAGUAUUGUCCUCAUUUUAAAGCUGCUUUACAGCAGAAUUGAACUUUGUUUCAUUAUUGACACUAUUUCAGUAUUUAACACUGUGAAGCUAUUUGGACACAACCUGUAUUGUAUAAAGCGCUAUAUAAAUAAAGGUGACCUCACUUGACUUGACAGACCUCUAUUAUAAAACUGUACAUUUCUGCAAUAUGGACAUUACAUUGACAGUCAUUUCUGACAUAGAAAAAAAAAGCAUUUUAUAUAAAGCUGCUUUGAAGCUAUGUAUUGUUAAAAGUGUUUGUGUGUGUGUGUGUGUGAUUUUGCUUCAACACCUAACUAUGAAUAUACGUUUGUUGAACAUUCCCUAUUCAGGAUUAUUCACUGCAAUUUAUCUGUCACUAAUUCAAAAUUAUAUGCAUAAUGCAAAACUAUAGCUUGUUUAUCACUCAUUCUUUAGCAAUAUAAAAAAAAGAAAGAAAAUGAAGUGCUUGACAUUCCUUUGACCACAGAAAUAUUGAUGCUCAAAUUAA